AUGAUCGACGUGUGGUCCUCCACCGCGGUGAAGUUGCCCAAGCUGCUCCCGGCGAGAUCCGAUAUCCCCUUGCCAAUGGACGAUCUGCCGUUUCUCUCACUGAGCCGCAGCGGAGCCGGAGCACCGGGUACAUCAUCGACGGCGCAAAGCUCCCAACUCCUAUCGCAGAUGGUGAGGCUUAACAGGAUCCUGCUAGAUGUCAACGACUUUAACCAGCGUUGCGUUGCGGAUAACCCUCCCUGGGAUGCCCUCGAGCAAGGCGUUGAGUCUCUCAGCAUGAGAAUGGAAGACUGGCUCGCCGCUCUCCCGGCGAAUAUGCGUGAUACCCCAGAGAACUUUGCCUGGUUCGCGGCUCGGGGCCAGGGCCGGACGUUUGCGGCCGUUUAUCUCGGCUACUACCACUUUGGCCAGCUCUUGUAUUAUCAGUUCCUCUACGGCGCGGCGACGACGACAGCCAUCAAUCCCACAGCCUCGGCCUCUGUCGCGAGGAGGGACUCGUACGCGAAGCGCUGCAAGGAACACGCGGCUCGGUUAUGUGAUAUGGUCUACCGCGCCCAGACAACGGCCGGGUCGGACGUGCGGUACACGAUGACUGCGCAUGUGCUCGUCAUCGCGUCGACGGUACAAAUUCACACGCUCUUGUUCAGUGGGGAUGAGGCGGAUAUCAGCGUAGCUCGGAGGCGGUUGGAGAGGAAUUUCGAGUUGCUGAUGCAGCUACGGUGUUACUGGCCGACUACUGAUCGGGCCAUUAGCCGUCUAAGAGCGUUCCAUCAGACGGCACGCACGAGCAUCGACACGAGUUUCGUUCUGGACCGUUGGAUGUUGAGGUUCCUGGUUGAGUUCGCGGAGCCAAUGGAAGAAAAGGAACGCGGAGACGGGGAGGAGAUGGAGUCAUUGUGGAUGGACGGGCCCCCGGUGAGGGGAGCCGGGCCUGUGUAG
Molecule: messenger RNA, 939 nt
Organism: Colletotrichum fioriniae
Lineage: Eukaryota; Fungi; Ascomycota; Sordariomycetes; Glomerellales; Glomerellaceae
Cellular component (GO): nucleus
Source: RefSeq, a predicted model, not a curated record